Lathyrus oleraceus (garden pea) is the source of this 2086-nucleotide messenger RNA. RefSeq lists its product as uncharacterized. The coding region runs from base 257 to 1804 and encodes 515 amino acids. Lineage: Eukaryota; Viridiplantae; Streptophyta; Magnoliopsida; Fabales; Fabaceae. The record is from RefSeq and is a predicted model, not a curated record. The transcript has 3 exons.
UUGUGAAUAGAUACAACUGGCACACUGUUCUCUAAACCCUCAGCUCUCUUAUGAUGAGAGAAAUCCCAAUCAUCUCCAAAAGUUAUUUUUAUUUCAGCUUUACAGUGAAUGAGAGUAAACCCAGCCAUUAUUAAGCUCUUUUCACUAUGUCUUCCUUCUUCAUUCCAUUCAUUAAUUGAUCUCAUCUAACUUAAUCGAUUUUUUUUUAAUUCAGUUUCUUCUUAGAUCUGCUUCUUAUUUCAUCACUGCAUUAAAAAUGAAAAAUUCUGAAAAACUCAUUUGGGAACAAAUGAAGAGUCCUAAAUCUGCCACCCCAAUCUCCAAUGGAGGUGUAUUAGUAACUGCAUCUGCACAUUCCAGAACCUCCCAUAAACUUCUCGUCUUACUCAUCCUCUUCGUUUCCAUUACCUACGUUCUCUACUCGCUUAAGCUCGUCUCAACUUCACGCGCUUGCCAAGAAAAUACACCAUUCUCCACCGACAAUAAACUCUCUGGUUCCAUCAAUGCCACCGCAAUAACAACCACCAACCGCCUCGCCACCACCGUUGACGGCGGCGACAAGACGCAGCUCCGCCAUGUAGUUUUCGGAAUCGCGGCGUCGGCGAAGCUAUGGGAGCAGAGGAAGAACUACAUUAAGCUUUGGUACAGAUCAAACGACAUGCGUGGUGUUGUGUGGCUAGAUGAUAAAGUGAAAACGGAGAAAAACGAGAGUCUCCUCCCGCCGGUGAGAAUCUCCGGCGACACUUCGAAAUUCGCUUACAAGAACAAGCAAGGACACCGGUCCGCGAUCAGAAUCUCGCGAAUCGUAUCCGAGACGCUGCGACUCGGAAUGAAGGACGUGCGGUGGUUUGUUAUGGGAGAUGAUGAUACCGUUUUUGUGACGGAGAAUUUAAUUAGGGUUUUGAGAAAGUACGAUCAUAAUCAGUUUUAUUACAUUGGGAGUUUAUCGGAGAGUCAUUUGCAGAAUAUUUUCUUUUCUUACAAUAUGGCUUAUGGUGGCGGUGGAUUUGCGAUAAGCUAUCCUUUGGCGGAAGCGCUGAGCAAAAUGCAAGAUCGGUGCAUUCAGAGGUAUCCUGGAUUGUACGGUUCCGAUGAUAGAAUGCAAGCUUGUAUGGCGGAACUCGGUGUUCCACUCACUAAAGAAACCGGGUUUCACCAGUAUGAUGUGUAUGGGAACCUGCUCGGUCUUCUUGGAUCUCAUCCCGUGACUCCAUUAGUGUCACUGCACCACCUUGACGUGGUUGAACCAAUCUUCCCACAUGUGACUCGUGUUGAAGCGCUCCAGCGGUUAACUAUACCAAUGAAGCUUGACUCAGCGGGGCUCAUGCAACAAUCCAUCUGCUACGACCAAUCAAAGAGCUGGACUGUUUCUGUUUCAUGGGGUUUUGCUGUUCAGAUAAUUCGCGGAGUGUUUUCACCCCGAGAGAUGGAAAUGCCUGCAAGAACAUUCUUGAAUUGGUACAAAAGAGCAGAUUACACUGCAUAUGCAUUCAACACGCGACCUGUUAGUCGUCAUCCAUGUCAGAAGCCUUUUGUAUUUUACUUCUCAAAGGCAAACAACAAUGAUACAAUGCAACAGACACUGACUGAAUACGAAAAGCAUCGCGUCCCUAACCCAGAAUGUCGGUGGAAGAUGGCCAGCCCUUCUUCUAUUGAGCGAGUAGAGGUACAUAAGAAGACAGAUCCGCAUCUAUGGGAUAGAUCUCCAAGGAGAAACUGUUGCAGAAUUAUGAAGUCAAAGAAGAAAGGAACCAUGGUGAUAGAUGUGGGUGUGUGUAGGGAAAAUGAGGUAAGUGAAGCAUAGUUUUGACAUGUUACUGAUAAAUUAAAUAUAUUAGGGAGGUGGAUUAGUCUUAUGCAUAAUCUUUUGUUGGAGAUCCAUACAACAAAUUUAUUUAUUUACUUUAGUGGUUCAUUCCUUCGAAGUGAAAUUUUAUAAUUCUUGCCUGCGGUUGGUUGAGUUGGGGAAAAGUUCAUGUACAAAGAAAUUUGUAGUUUAAACAGUUUAGAUGGGACAAUGGUAGGAGAUCUUUGUAGCCAUGCUUAUUAAUAUCAUAUUCAUGUGCCAAUGUGCUAUUUUCACCUA